AUGGUGAUCCGGGGGUCUGGUGGUGAAUUACAUACAACGGUGUACCGAAAACCGACUCACACCAACAGAUAUCUCCAUGCGAGUUCGCACCACCAUCCGUCGCAGAUAUCGUCGGUACCAAGAAGCCUCAUAAAUCGAGCCCUAAGUCUUUGUGACCCACCCUAUAUUGAGUGCGAACUAAGAGUAGUGAGACAGGCGCCGGAGAACAAUGGCUAUAGUUGGCGUCAGAGUUCCAGAUGGGCACAAACAACAACUAGGCGGAAACCGUCCUGUGUGAACCGGUCACCAGUGUACUUAACAUAUGUGAAGGGCGUGACGGACAAAAUCAGCCACUAUCUCCAACGGAGAUUUGACAUAGUGACGCGGUUUCGUCCACCUGCACUGGUGAAGAGUAUACUGCGAUCGCCUAAGGAUAGGGAUCCGCUGAACGUGCCCGGGGUGUACAAGAUUCCGUGUGACUGUGGUAGAUCAUACAUCGGUUUUGUGAAAAGCUGA
Messenger RNA from Bicyclus anynana (squinting bush brown), 495 nucleotides. RefSeq lists its product as uncharacterized. The coding region runs from base 1 to 495 and encodes 164 amino acids. The transcript has 2 exons. NCBI's taxonomy places the organism in Eukaryota, Metazoa, Arthropoda, Insecta, Lepidoptera, Nymphalidae. The record is from RefSeq and is a predicted model, not a curated record.